Messenger RNA from Larimichthys crocea (large yellow croaker), 3235 nucleotides. It is a transcript of the gene mc4r, whose product is annotated as melanocortin 4 receptor. Gene Ontology annotation, molecular function: melanocortin receptor activity. The coding region runs from base 665 to 1663 and encodes 332 amino acids. Gene Ontology annotation, cellular component: membrane. NCBI's taxonomy places the organism in Eukaryota, Metazoa, Chordata, Actinopteri, Sciaenidae. The record is from RefSeq and is a predicted model, not a curated record. The transcript has a single exon. Gene Ontology annotation, biological process: G protein-coupled receptor signaling pathway.
GCACCAAGAUUCUUGAAUCCAUUCAUUUUUUGAAUCUGCUCAUUCAUGCCUCAAGCUUAACUUUGCUCCUCCUCCUCCCACCUUAUCAGUGAGCCGAUAGGGUAGAAAACUAUAUGUGUGUGUGUGUGUGUGUGUGUGUGUGGCUGGUAUAAUAGCAGAUAGAGAGAGAGGUAGAGAGCGGAGAGACCACAGCAGCUUACAAAGUGCCUGGCUGCACUCACGGCGAGCUCUGAUCACUCAGCAUCUCGUGUUGCGGCUCUCCGUUAAUCAGCCUCGCUCCUGCUCCUCCUGCUCGAACCUUUCUGCCUCCACUCUGUCACGUCUUUCUUCAGGGAACAGUUAUUUUAACUUCUUACAACACUCUAAUUUCCUCCAGAGUGGAUGAGUGGAUGAGGGAAAGCUGUGGGAUUGUUUUUGGCCGAGAGUCGCAUCAGCAGCAGAUGUUUGAAGAAAAUUGCUUUUCUUGGCAAUCUAGCGAGGUUGAAAAGGGUAAAAGAAGGAACAACGGAAAAGAUUUCUUUAUUAUUUUCUUUCUCCUUCAAGGGUUCGCACUUGUCCUCCAGAUAACAAGGGAUGACUGAGAAGAGCACACGUUGAGAUUUUAACAUCGCCGAGCCAGAUGGACAAAUAACGCCGGAAAGAAGAAAACUCAACUCCGAGAAUUAUGAAUGGAAUUAUGAACACCACAGAUCUCCAUGGAUUGAUCCAAGGUUACCACAACAGGAGUCAAACCUCAGGCAUUUUGCCCGUCAACAAAGACUUAUCGGCCAAGGAGAAGGACUCCUCGGCAGGAUGCUACGAACAGCUGCUGAUUUCCACGGAGGUUUUCCUCACCCUGGGCAUCGUCAGCCUCCUGGAGAACAUCCUGGUUGUUGCUGCUAUCGUCAAAAACAAGAACCUUCACUCGCCCAUGUACUUUUUCAUCUGUAGCCUCGCUGUCGCCGACAUGCUUGUCAGUGUCUCCAACGCCUCUGAGACUAUUGUCAUAGCGCUCAUCAACGGGGGCAACCUGACCAUCCCGGUUACGUUGAUCAAAAGUAUGGACAAUGUGUUUGACUCUAUGAUCUGUAGCUCUCUGUUGGCAUCCAUCUGCAGCUUGCUGGCCAUCGCCGUCGAUCGCUACAUCACCAUCUUCUACGCGCUGCGAUACCAUAACAUCGUGACCCUGCGAAGAGCGAUGUUGGUCAUCAGCAGCAUCUGGACGUGCUGCACCGUGUCCGGCAUCCUGUUCAUCAUCUACUCCGAGAGCACCACGGUGCUCAUCUGCCUCAUCACCAUGUUCUUCACCAUGCUGGUGCUCAUGGCGUCGCUGUACGUCCACAUGUUCCUGCUGGCUCGUUUGCACAUGAAGCGGAUCGCGGCGCUGCCGGGCAACGCGCCCAUCCACCAGCGGGCCAACAUGAAGGGCGCCAUCACCCUCACCAUCCUCCUCGGGGUGUUCGUGGUGUGCUGGGCGCCCUUCUUCCUCCACCUCAUUCUCAUGAUCACCUGCCCGAGGAACCCCUACUGCACCUGCUUCAUGUCCCACUUCAACAUGUACCUCAUCCUCAUCAUGUGCAACUCCGUCAUUGACCCCAUCAUCUACGCCUUUCGCAGCCAAGAGAUGAGAAAAACCUUCAAAGAGAUUUUCUGCUGCUCGCACGCUCUCCUGAGCUGCCUGUGAAAUGUCAGCCGCGAUUUGCGAAUGAAAUUAAACCUGUCCAACGAGGACUUUGAGGUUUUGAGCUGUAAUCUUUGUGGACUUGAUGUGACUCGGCUGUAAAUGAUUGAUGGGGGGGGGUUCGCCUGUGGUUUCAUAAGUCAGGUUUACUGAAGAGGUAGGUUUACAGACACCUUGUAAAAAAUCGCUCUGCAGACAAAACGCUUUAUUGUUUUGUAGUACACGAGUUUUACCGGCAUGUAUAUAACCGAUACACAUGCUUAAACUGUGAUUCAUCAACAAAUCCUUUUCUCUUUCUCACUCUGAACUCUUGUCCACACUUUUCUUGUUGUUCACCGUCAAAGAAACUCUCAUCUCGAAGAACUGUAUAUAUCCACGUGGAUUAUUGCAUUAAAUAUCACAGCCAUUGCAACCUGGAGCCAAAAUGCCAGAGUGCAUCGAACAAGGAGUGAAUACAGUAUGACAGACUACCUCCACCUCAUAACAGAGUAUUUUAGUACGCUGCAUGCAAAGAUACAUUUACUUUACACCAGAUAAUUUUACGAUUCAUGAAGGGAACAUCCUCCUCAAGUGUGCUUUUACCUUUUUACCAAGGCGGCAUUUUACUAUGAUAGAGGUAGAACUGUCAGCAAUCACGGGGAGGAUCUUUUCAAGCUGACUAUUUUGUAGAAAAGAGGUGUUACGUUCAAGUUCAAGUAAAAUCUGUCUGGAAAUCACAAACGACAAAAAAACACUUCACCUCUGUCUAAAAACCACUGACUGGAAUCUAAAAUGAAGGAUUAAAAGGGCACAGAAUUAAAAAUAGUAUAUGAGGUGGAGAAAUCGUGAAAAUGUCUCAGGCACAAAAGCAUUUUAUUUGCACCUAUAGACAAGCAGGGAAACAAUUCAGGGUGCCCUAGAACGUCUCUUUUGCUGUGUGUGUUCGCAGUUUUUGGCUCAUUGAUGUAAAGAUCAGGGACACCUUUGAUUUCCUCUUUGAAGCAGAGCAGCAGAAAAGAGAUUUUUAUCCAGAAAGUCACUUUAAACUUUGCAGAUUUUAUUUAAAAUAUCUAAAAAAAACAGAUGCUCACACUCGUGAUGUGCUGCUUCUCAAUCAAAGCUCUCGUGAAUUCGUGUUUCGUGUAGAUAUUUGUGUGAAUUUGCACAUGUGGUUUGUUCUCACAGCAUGUCACCUUAUAGAGAUCUAUUUUUCACCAUGUGUAUGUAACAGGAAAGGUUUACUGAAUGUAUUUUUAUGUACGUGUUGUGUGACGUGUUGCUUUCUAUCUUUGCCUUAAAUAUGUUGCACUGUGAUGUAAAGAGCAGACUUAUCCUCUGUGGCAGUAUUUCAGAAACUGAUGUAAUCAGUCUUUACAUGUAAGUAAAUGUUAUUUUCAAUAUUGCCUUAUUUAUUUACGCCUUUUUAAACUUGAAGUGCAUUUCCGAGCUUAUAAAAAUACACAAGGAAAGUGACGUGUGCUAAAAAAAGCUUCGCCCGGAGUUGCAUUCAUGUGUGCCGAUAUAAAGGUAUUUGCUUGACCACUGCAUCCUCUGUGAAUCACUGCUGCAAAGUAACUCCAAUAAAUCAUACUGCCA